GGACAGGGAGAAGAUACUUUGAGGGACUUGACUCUCCUCUUAGUGUGCUCCACUGCUCUGCCAAUUCUCUCUCUCUCUGUUCUCCUUUUUCUCUGGGAAUCCUUCCCUUUCAGAAGAAACAAAACCAGCCAUGAGUACCAUGACAAUGAGAUCUUCGAAAACCUCCUUUAGCUCUAGUGGAGGUGGUGGUGGUUUUAGUGGAAGCCGUGUAUCAGUUGGAGGUGGAGGAGGAACAAUAAGACAGGGAUCAUUUACCUCAAGAUCUUCUGCUCCCUCUUUUGGCAGGACUGCAAUUUCAACAGCCAGCUCUUCCAUGAGGUCAGGCAUUGGUGGUAGUGCUUAUGGCAGUGGUUUAGGUUAUGGUUUUGGUAGUGGUACCAGCGGCGGUUUUGGUGGUGGUUUUGGUGGUGGUGGUGCCGGUGGCGCUUUUGGUGGUGGUGCCGGUGGCGCUUUUGGUGGUGGUGCCGGUGGCGCUUUUGGUGGUAUGGGUGGUGUUAUUCCUACGAUCACAAACGUCCAAGUCAACCAGAGCCUGCUGGCCCCCCUGAACCUUGAGAUCGACCCCACCAUCCAGACUGUCCGUACCCAAGAGAAAGAGCAGAUCAAGACACUAAACAACCGCUUCGCCAGCUUCAUCGACAAGGUUCGCUUCCUGGAGCAGCAGAACAAAAUGCUAGAGACCAAGUGGAGCCUGCUGCAGGACCAGACCACCACCCGCUCCAACAUUGACGCCAUGUUCGAGGCCUACAUCGCCAACCUGCGCAGACAGCUGGAUGGGCUUGGCAAUGAGAAGAUCAAGCUGGAGGGAGAGCUGAAGAACAUGCAGGGCCUGGUGGAGGACUUCAAGAACAAAUAUGAAGAUGAAAUCAACAAGCGCGCUGCUGUGGAGAAUGAGUUUGUGCUCCUCAAGAAGGAUGUAGAUGGCGCCUACAUGAACAAAGUUGAGCUGGAGGCCAAGGUUGACGCCCUUCAGGAUGAGAUUAACUUCCUCAGAAGUGUCUAUGAGGCGGAACUGCGCGAACUCCAGGGACAGAUCAAGGACACCUCAGUCAUUGUGGAGAUGGACAACAGCCGCAACCUGGACAUGGAUGCAAUUGUGGCUGAAGUCAAGGCUCAGUAUGAGGCAAUUGCCAACAACACCCGUGCUGAAGCUGAGUCAUGGUAUCAGCAGAAGUACCAGGAGAUGCAGACCAGCGCAGGCCAGGCCGGAGAUGACCUUCGCAACACUAAGACUGAGAUUGCUGAGCUCAACCGUAUGAUUAGCCGCCUCCAGAAUGAGAUCGAGGCAGUCAAGGGACAGCGUGCCAACCUGGAGGCCCAGAUCGCUGAAGCUGAGGAGCGCGGUGAGCUGGCUGUGAAGGAUGCCAAGGCCCGCAUCAAGGACCUGGAAGAGGCCCUGCAGAGAGCCAAACAGGACAUGGCCCGUCAAGUCCGUGAAUACCAGGAGCUCAUGAACGUCAAGCUUGCUCUAGACAUUGAGAUUGCCACCUACAAGAAGCUUCUGGAAGGAGAGGAAUCCAGAAUUGCCUCUGGUGGAACUGCAACCAUCCAUGUACAGAGCACAAGCAGCAGCUUCGGUGCUGGUGGAGGAGGUGGCAUGGGUAGUGCUGCUGGCUACGGUGGUGGCAUGGGCAUUGGCGGCGGAAUGGCCAUUGGCGGCGGAUCUGGUAUGUCCUUGUCCAUGUCCAGUGGAGGUGGCUACGGCAGUGGCGGUGGCUACAGUUCUGGCGGCUACAGCUCUGGCGGCUACAGCUCCAGCAGCAUGAGCAUAAGAAACAGCCGCCGUUUCUAAAAACAGCAGUUGUCUUUACUUCCAUUCUUCCUCCUCCCUCAUUUUGUUCUCCUCCUCUUGCCCCACUCAUAAAAGUUUCUACAAACCCCUACCACCUCUCUUCCUGCAGACACAGAGCAGCCUCAGAAAGAUGCUCCAUUUGACUAUUUACAGCUAGCAGAUCUAUGUAAUGGUACAGCUCUCUUUGGCUUUUAGUCCCUUUGUUGCUGCUCUUUGGCACCACCCACAGAGAGUCAGAGAUUAUGUCCAAGUACAAGUAGAAGCAGAGAGAUUAUUAGACUGGAAAAACAAAGAGCAGCAGAGAUAUGAGUCAGUCCUCUCUCUUGUUCAGUCAGCCAGGCUGUCUUUUGGUUGCUGGAUGUGCUGUUGUGUAGACAAGAGGAUACUUGUAGUGUCACAACAGAGAAUCCUUACAAAGCAACAAUUAUUGCACACAAAAUGACAACAGCAGAUCUAAGAUUAGCACAAGGAGGUGUGGAUGUUGUGCUUUGUCUUCAGAUUAUAAAGCAUACAUGGCAGGCAACCGUAUGGGGUCACACCUCUCUCAAACGUCUCCUCUGUUGUCACACACCUGUCAUCUUGUUGUGCAUUUUGACAUCAUCAAAACCAGCCACAUAUAACACUGUCACAUUAGAUUUUUGGGAUCCUCUUUUUCUUCUCCUGUUUUGAGAGAAAAUGAGCUCUCCACCUCAGUAUAUAAAUGGUGUUCAUUCCUUUACUUCCAUUUUCACUCUGAAUAAAAACAUGGUUAAGGCUGACUGGGACAACCAGAUUUAUUGUGAAUUUGUACCACCAACAUGUCUGGAAUAAAUCUGCAUUCAUACUCA
Messenger RNA from Lates calcarifer (barramundi perch), 2619 nucleotides. Its product is annotated as intermediate filament protein ON3. Gene Ontology annotation, biological process: keratinization; intermediate filament organization. The record is from RefSeq and is a predicted model, not a curated record. Gene Ontology annotation, molecular function: structural constituent of skin epidermis. The coding region runs from base 131 to 1792 and encodes 553 amino acids. The transcript is spliced from 9 exons. Gene Ontology annotation, cellular component: keratin filament. Lineage: Eukaryota; Metazoa; Chordata; Actinopteri; Centropomidae.